CCCGACUGCAGCCUCCGCCCGACCGACAUAAGAAAAAUCCCUUCGGAGCACCAAUUGUAUUUUUGAACAGAUGUGUAGAUUUACGCAGUAGAAAACCCACGGUACACGCGUACGAUAUCAUCUUGCGCAAUAAAAACAUAAAUAAUAAAACAUAUUCAAUUCGUUUUUCGAUCACCUGUGCGACUUUUUAUUUCUUUCUUUUACUCUCAUUGUCGUCGUCGCGGAUGGACAUUGCUAUUUUAAUAUUAUCAUUAUAGUAUAUGAAUUAUAAUAUUAUAAUAUAAUAGUAGUGCAUAAAAAAUGUUCUAUAAUUUAAACUAUAAAAACAACGAUCCGGUUCCGUUUUCGAAUUUGUUAUAAAAAAAAAACCACCGGCGCCGCGGCCGUUGCAUUUCAGCUCGGUGUAAAUAAUUGUUGUUUAUCUCCGAAUGUUUUUGAAUUUCUCGUUCGUCGGGUGGGGAGAACAGGUUGUGGUACACGUUAGUAAAAGGAGGAGUGGCAAAUGCAUACACGCGUGUACGAGUUGUGAGUUGUAACACGAAAUCACUAUUCAGUAUUCAGUAUUCAGUAUCACUACUUUAGUAAAUACUUUCGGCCACACACGUGCGUACACUCGGAUUGCCAUCACCUCGUUAGCAUGUGCCUGUGUAAUGUUCGAUGUCCGUUGUACAAGUGAAAUCCAUCGUCUAAUGCUGCAGUAAUUCAUUAAUACAUUAUUGUUAUACAAGAACGGCUUUAAAAUGUCAGUCAAAAAAGUGCUCCGAAUUUUUAAUCCUCACGCAGUCCACACGGUCAUUUUACUGACAUUAGGUUAUUUCUUAGUGCAACUAGUUUUCAGUCAUAUAUCGCAUUCACUCACUUUGCUCGUUGAUUCGUACCACGUGCUAUGCAAACUUAUAUACUUUUUUGGAUCUGUGCUGUGUAUUAAGAAAAACGAUUAUGAAGAGGAGUGUUCAAACGAAGGUUGCACGGAAAAAAUCAUCAAGGUGGAGGAAAAUUCACCAGAGACGAACUUGACAGUAUCCAAAUCCGGCCAAUUAUCGUCUUCCAGUUGCGUACAUCGUCAUCCCGAGAAGAAGUUAAAGAACACAUUCGGAUGGGCAAGGAUCGAAGUAGUCUUAAUGCUCGGCGGUUGCGUGUUUUUGGCGUCACUUAGUUUCUCCCUGGUGGUCGAAGCCAUUCAAACCCUCAUACACAUCGACCAUCAAGAUCCAAUGCAUCAACCGAUAUCAGUGUUCAUUAUCGGUCUUGUUGGUAUACUUAUCCACGGGCUAUGUUGUUUAUUACUAGGAGGCCCAGUAGUACAAAACGCAAGAGUUCCCGAUGAAGAAAGCGCCAAUGCUCUUUUAAAUUCCGGUCAAUUACUGAAAAAAAAAAUACAAAUUAAAAACUGCUGUUCAAGAGAAAUAUGUCGAGAUGUAGUUGGUUGUGCAAUGGUGAUGAUAUGUUCUAUCGUCGUAUUAUUCACAGACCCUAGUAUAGCAAAGUUUGUUGAUCCUGGAAUUUCAAUCAUAUCGGCGGCAAUAUUGCUCUAUCUUAAAUAUCCAAAUAUGAAAGAAUCGUGUCUGAUUCUUCUACAAACUAUGCCCGACCAUAUGAAUAUUGAUGUAAUUUGCAAAAACUUGAUGAAAACAUUUCCAGACAUAGUAAACGUACAUGAACUGCAUAUAUGGCAAUUGACUGAAGAUAAAAUAAUAUCCACUGCACAUAUAAUGUUUCUUAAUCCUCAAGAUUAUUUGCGAAUAAAUAAAGCGGUCGUUAACUUUUUCCACGAGAAUGGCAUUUUAGAAGUGACUAUUCAACCAGAGUUUUUCAAAGACGAUCAGAAUAUACAAAUGGUUCCAGAGUAUGGUAUGGGACAGUGUUUGGUUCAAUGCAAUAAUAUCGAGUGUUUUGAUAGAAAUUGCUGUGAACCAGAUGACAUUGAAUCAAUUCAACAAUGUUAAGCUUCAAAUAGUACAACUUUAAAGAGUUGAAACAAUCGUCUUGCUCACCAACAAUAAUCGUUUUUUGAUAAAUCUUUACAAAUAUUCAAAAGUAAAUAUUUCAAAUUUGAUUACCUUAUAGGUACCAUGUGUAAAUGGGUUAUAUUGACCUUAUUUAUUAUAUAUAUAUUUUUUUUUAAUGGAAAAUGCGUUCCUAUGUGUACUCAUAAUUGUGUUACUGUGAAUGUAUUUAUACUGAAUCGUUAUUAAUUAUUGUUUAACAAAUACAAACACGUAUUUGUUUUUAUUAUAAUUUUAUUUUUGUAAUAUAAAAUGUUAUUGAAAACGACGAAUACAAAUUAUAUCUUUCACUGAUUGUAAUAUAAUAUUAUAAUAGAUAAUACAUUUUACAUUUAAAACAAUUUAAACUUUAUUUAAGAA
This is a messenger RNA of Rhopalosiphum padi (bird cherry-oat aphid), 2366 nucleotides long. It is a transcript of the gene ZnT77C, whose product is annotated as proton-coupled zinc antiporter SLC30A1. Lineage: Eukaryota; Metazoa; Arthropoda; Insecta; Hemiptera; Aphididae. Bases 741 to 1946 code for a protein of 401 amino acids. Gene Ontology annotation, cellular component: membrane. Gene Ontology annotation, biological process: detoxification of zinc ion; zinc ion transmembrane transport; intracellular zinc ion homeostasis. The record is from RefSeq and is a predicted model, not a curated record. The transcript has 9 exons. Gene Ontology annotation, molecular function: zinc ion transmembrane transporter activity.